Fusarium graminearum PH-1 is the source of this 1818-nucleotide messenger RNA. RefSeq lists its product as uncharacterized. The coding region runs from base 1 to 1818 and encodes 605 amino acids. Lineage: Eukaryota; Fungi; Ascomycota; Sordariomycetes; Hypocreales; Nectriaceae. The record is from RefSeq and is a predicted model, not a curated record. The transcript has 3 exons.
AUGGAUACAGAUACCGCUACUCGGCUUGUUGCAAAAGCCUGUAGCUAUGGUCUCCAUUCAUGCUCUUACUGCCAAGCGGUCCUUAUUGACCUUACCCCUCUGGCUCUUCAAGAUCGGACAGACAAUGAUCCUGAAAGCCGCGAUGGCAAUGAUCCGAAAUGGAUUAUCCCGAAUCCACCCUUCCCUCAUAGGCUGAAGCUUUGUAAAUUCGAGUUCCCCCAAGAAAUCGUUGAUGAGACCCAGCUCAAAUGUCCCUUGUUCGAAGUCAGGAAACAGUUCCCUCGUCGAGACCCCGAAGACACGAGACCUUUGCCGACGCCCUAUGUCAAAAUCGAUCGUCGACCUUUCGUCUGUGUAGUAUCAACUACACGUCUGAAGUUUGAUAUCAGGCUUCCGAAAGAUCCUAGAACUUCGGGAACGUUGAUUAAUCCUUGCAUCAAGUCUGACAGGACAUUUUCUCGCGCUCGAAAGUUACUGGCCGAGUGUUUGAGGGAACAUGAUGGAUGCAAGAAAACCGGGCUAGCCCCUUCACGAUUGCUAGACGUCACCUUGGGUAGUACAAGACUAGUUGACACAGGUUCUAUCGAAAAUCCAGUCUGGGCCGCCUUGUCGUACUGUUGGGGCGGACCUCAAACAGCCCAAACAACAUAUCUCACCGUGCAAGACCGUUAUCGGGAGAUCUUGUUGGAAGAUCUCCCUCUAACUAUCCGCGACGCCGUUUAUGUCUGUCGCAAGAUGGGUAUCCGAUAUCUCUGGAUUGAUUCGAUAUGCAUCAUCCAGGAAAAGAAAAGUCAUGACAAUGAAAAUGGAGAGUCCGACAAAGAUGAGGAGUUGCGAAAGAUAGCUGGCAUUUUUAGUGUGGCAGUCCUGACAAUCGCUGCUUCCUGCGCGUCAUCAGCUGACCAAGGGUUUCUCCAUGAUCGUCAAGCCUACAUGCCGGGUACUGCCCUUCCUGCUAGAGCAUGGACGCUACAGGAGCAGUUACUUUCAUCACGGAUGCUCAGUUUCACAACGUACGCUAUGGAGUGGCAUUGUAAGUCCAAGCACUGCGGUAUCUCUGUAGAUGAAAAUCACCGUCUUGGUAUUGCGGCUUCGUACUUGCAUGAUUAUUCCAAAGGUCACUGGAAAUGGCUUGUCAUGGAGUAUACCUCCCGUGAUCUAAGUAAUGUGGAGGAUAGGCCUAUUGCCAUUGCUGCUCUGGCCCAAGACUUUGUCACCAGAAAGCCUGAUCUCACGGCAUCGGACUAUGUAGCAGGCCUGUGGAAGCCAGACCUUCUGCAAGAAUUGACGUGGCUCACGAAGACGGAAGAUUCUAAGCGCGAUACUCUACCAAGAAUUCAAGGUCCUUCUUGGUCCUGGAUUUUGAUCCCAGAGAUCAUCAGAUAUACGUCGCUGACCUUCUCCACAAAGCCCACAGCUUCAGUACUCAGCAUAGAAAUUGAUCUCGCUAACCCUGAUUUUAUUUACGGUGCUGUGAAAGACGGCAGACUUAGACUCAAGGGGCUCGUCUCACGUCAGACCCAUCGUAUGUUGCCAACUCGGCCAACAGCGAAGCGUACUGAAAGGACGUGCCUGGUACUAUCUUCUGAUCGUCGCAAGACACCACCCACAGACGUCUUUCUAUUUGAAUUGGCGAUUCAACUAAGCUUUAAUAAAGGGUACAGAAAGAUUGGCCUGGCGCUUCGGUCUGCCGAGGAGCCGCGGGAGUUUGUCAGAGUUGGAUCAUACUUUGAAGUUGUUGUUAAAUCGUGUAGCGGCUUAUGUGCGAGUUGUCGAGAGGGUGGUACCCAAGAAGAAAAGAUAAUAGAGAUCAUAUAG